AUGGGCUCCAUGGGCUCACUGCCCGCCCUCAGAGACUUUCCACACUUCUACUAUGCAGUAGUAGGCAGCGCCGUUGCCGUCGCUACGCUCUUCAAUGUCUACAACUACCUGCUAUAUCGACAAAGAUUAUCUGCAGCAGGACGUGGUGCCCCAACACCUGCAAAGCCAAAGUCAUGGCUUGCGCUUGGAAACGCGACCACAUAUGCUCUGACCCGAGAGGCAUCCAGUUAUUCGAUACAUAUACCCAUCAAAGGCCGGACCAUUAGAUUACCCACCGUCGGUCGAACCUCACUGAUCUUGGCAAACGUGGUUGUGCUUGUCGUGCUGUGUCUCUAUGGGCUGGAUCUGCACGAUGUACUCAAUCGGGAGAGCGUCGGCUUUCGAUGUGGUGUUGUCACAAUCGCACAGUUCCCAAUCAUUGUCCUGCUGGCAGGCAAGAACAAUAUCAUCGGCCAUCUCAGUGGGAUAAGCUACGAGCGACUCAACUGGAUGCAUCGGUGGUGUGCUCGCUGUAUGCUCUUGACAGCUACCAUGCACAUGGGCUGGUUCUUCAGUGCAUGGGCGCCUUACGAUUAUAUUGGCUACCAGCUCCAGAACAACAGGAUUGUAUGGAAGGGUCUUGCUGCCUGGUGUGCCUUGUUCUGGAUUGUUUUUAGUUCCAUGUCGCCAAUCCGAGGGUGGAGUUACGAGAUAUUUGUCAUCCAGCACAUCAUCUCCUUUGCGGUUUUCCUGGCGUUCGUCUACCUCCAUAGCCCCAGUGAGAUGCAUGGCUACGUCUGGGCACCGGUUGCCAUUUUCCUGUUUGAUCGCGUCUUCCGAGCUUUGCGGCUCUUGUAUCUCAACGUCUCGUUCUUUCACCCCACGCAAAGACAGCAAGAAAACAUCAAAGGCUUUCUGACGUGCCAAGCCGAAUUCACACCCCUAUCGCAUAACACAACAAAGAUAGUUGUCCGAAACCCACCAAUGAGCUGGAAACCUGGUCAACACGUAUACUUAUCCUGUCAAGCAGUUGUGCCCUUACAGAGCCAUCCCUUCACUAUUGCCACAAUACCUGAAGAUGGGCGGAUGGAGUUUUAUGUCAAGGCUGAAAAGGGCGGCACAAAGCGCUUCCACAGCUUUGCUGAAAAAUCAAGCAGUUCAUCUGAAGCAUUAGCAAAGACCAGAUCGGUAACGUUUGAGGGCCCUUAUGGUACCCUGCGACCACUCCGACAGUUCGACAGUGUUGUUCUUGUGGCAGGCAGUACCGGAAGCACCUUCACAAUGCCAUUACUUCGCGACCUAAUCCGGGGCUGGCAGGAAAACGCCAACCGUAGUACUCUGAAACCCAAGUCGCUCCUCCAGACACCGCUUGGCGCCGUCACACGUCAUAUCCGUUUUGUCUGGGUUGUGAAGAGCAGUGGCCAGCUCAACUGGUUUUCCGAACAACUCACCUCCAUCUACGUCGAAUUCCAAACCCUACAGGAAAGACUCCGGGACAUCAAGCUCGAAAUGAGCGUCUACAUCACCUGUGACCUAUCCUUCACCGAAGGCCAAAAAUCUCUCGUCUCAGACAUACUCCCUCCCACAGCAACCUCAUCAUCACGCCAAGACGAAAUCAUACAUGGCACCCCGCAUUACAACGACCCCAAAUCUUCCUCCCUCCCCUCCCAAAACAAAUCCACUACCACCGAGAAACAAGAAAUCCACCAGAUCCGCUCAAACGAAACAACAAGUCUAGAAGUCCAAGACCCAUCCAGCAUCCAAAGCCCAAUCGGCCCAUCCACCUGCUACUGUCGCGCCAUCAUCUCAGAAAAAGACCCACUCACCCGCAGAACCGCAUGUUGCUGCUCAGCCAACACGUCAUCACCCCGCAACUCGCAUUCGCGUACUACUUCUCUGACGAUUACGCAUCCGUCCAUUGCUAUUCUGGCGGGACGCCCCCAGUUACGUGAUAUCAUUCGCAAGUCGCUCGAGCAGGCGUGGGGAGAGAGCGGCGUCGUUGUUUGUGGACCACAUGGUUUGGUGAGUGAUGUUCGGCGGCAUGUUGUGGCGUUGAGUGAUGAGAGGGCGGUGCAUAAGGGAACGGGGGCGCAGGGGAUUUAUUUGCAUACUGAGAGUUUUGGGUGGUGA
Molecule: messenger RNA, 2109 nt
Organism: Bipolaris victoriae FI3
Lineage: Eukaryota; Fungi; Ascomycota; Dothideomycetes; Pleosporales; Pleosporaceae
Exons: 1
Coding region: 1-2109 (702 amino acids)
Biological process (GO): iron ion transport; copper ion import; intracellular iron ion homeostasis
Cellular component (GO): plasma membrane
Molecular function (GO): ferric-chelate reductase activity
Source: RefSeq, a predicted model, not a curated record